Molecule: messenger RNA, 2565 nt
Organism: Lycium barbarum (goji berry)
Lineage: Eukaryota; Viridiplantae; Streptophyta; Magnoliopsida; Solanales; Solanaceae
Exons: 11
Coding region: 49-2091 (680 amino acids)
Biological process (GO): tRNA processing
Molecular function (GO): ligase activity, forming carbon-nitrogen bonds; ATP binding
Source: RefSeq, a predicted model, not a curated record
CAAGUGUAUGUAUACCUCUCAACCGCAAAUUACAAGCUUGUGUUGUCAAUGGCGCGAGGUUUUCUUAUUUCUUCACAGACCAAAACAUCUUCACAUUUACUCCUAAACUCCAUUUAUGAAACUUCAAGAUUAACAAAAUUCCUAUAUUACCCUUCUUCAUCUCUUCGUUUCUCUCUUUCUACUUCUUUUUCUUCUCGGUUUCUGUGCAGUUAUUGCAGUCACAGCCAAGAAAAUGGCCCAAUUGACAUGUCAGUAUACUCAGACACAUUUGCAAAGCGUAUGGCUAUGGCUGGUCUCAAACCCCAUCAUCCUAUUGUUUUGGGCGUUUCUGGUGGCCCUGAUAGCAUGGCUCUUUGUGUCUUAACUGCUACAUGGAAAGCCAAUGCCCUUGGUGUUGCUGCACAAAAGAACGAGUUCGUUGACGGGCUCUUGGCUGUGGUAAUUGAUCAUGGACUUCGUGCUGAGAGUAAAGAUGAGGCCAGCCUUGUUCAUCGUCGAGUCACAAGCAUGGGAAUCAAAUGUGAGAUUGCUUGCUGUGACUGGUCAGAAGGCAAACCAAAGCAGGGUCACUUGCAAGAAGCGGCUCGCCGGAAGAGGUAUGAAAUUCUCCAAAGUGCUUGCAUCCGGCAUCAGAUUGGUGUGUUGAUGACUGCGCACCAUGCAGAUGACCAGGCGGAACUAUUGAUUCUCAGGUUAUCUCGUAAUAGUGGUGUACUUGGACUUGCUGGAAUGGCGUUUGUAUCACAGCUGUUCUGUACAUGUCCAGAUUUAAGUGCUGAAGCGAGUGGCAGCGGACUUUUAUUGGUGAGACCUCUCCUGGAGUUUUAUAAAGAAGAUAUGUACAAGAUAUGUCUAGGUGCCAAUCAAGAAUGGGUUGAAGAUCCCACGAACAGAAGUGCAUUAUUUGCUCGUAAUAGAAUUCGGAUGAUAUUGACUGACUUGGCGUCACCUAUCUUCAGAUCUGAGUUGCAAGCACUUAUUGAUGCUUGUCGGAGAACAAGGUUGCAUGUUGACAUAAUUUGUUCCAACUUGAUGCAUCGAGCUGUGACUAUCAUGCCUGAAGGGUAUGCGGUGAUUGAGUUAGGAAUUCUCAAUCCUUCAGAAUUGAAGGACAUAAUUCUCUCCAAGUUUAUUGCUCUGUUAUUGCAGUUUGUUUCACAAAGGCAAAGGCCUGUCAGAGGCAGUGCAUCAAAAUUGAUAUUAGACUACAUUCGGACUUCCCCAUGCAAGACUGCUGUUACUGCAUCCGGUUGUUACCUUUGUCCUGGUCCUGGCUCCAGAGGCACUAAAGUAUUGGUUUGCUGCUCAACUGAUGCUGAUUUGACCUUAGAGUUGUUAAAUCCAUACUUGACUGAAGGAAAAAACUGCUCUAUAUCAAAUGAGGUAGAGCAAAUUGUAGCAAAUGGGAGGUCAUACUCAGAUCAGUUCCCUCAAAGUACACUCGGAAUGCAAUUUUUGGACUUAACAUCUUCUGAUACCGUUCUAGCUGAAGCCAAAAGGGAAGGCAUUCUUGGUGAAUCUACCUACAAGAGCAUUAUUUCUCUACAGAGAGAGGAAAGCGAUAAUUUCAAGUCCAAAACUAAUAUUGUGCUCGAGAACAAGAUGGAACAGAAAAUAGAAUACACAGCUUCUGCUCCAAGCGAAGUUCUCCAUCCUAAAAAAGUUGGGUACUUCAUGAACAGAUUUAUAGUGAAGUGGUAUCUGAGCAAGCAAAACGCUGAUCAACUCCAAGAUUUUGAAGAAGAAAGAUGGAACUUUUGCAAUUCUUGUGUCCUUGGCCAUGAUCUGGCGGCCAGGGUACGUUACAUGGUCGAUGCUGAUUGGUUGUACCUAGCAACAUUAUCAAAGAGAGGGGAUGGAAGCAACAUAAACUUGUGUUCUGCUUGUACAAAGAAAUCAGCUGAAGGAGCUCUCCUCUUAUUGAAAUCCAUUCCGGUUGCUGCAAGAAGAGCUUUACCUGUCUUGGUCAAUGUGGAUGGGGUGUUGCUAAGCAUACCAAGUGUGGGUUUCCAGCACUGUCCUUACUUGGUGGCGUCCGCUACGUUUAAGCCAAAGAUACCGCUGGGUGGAGGUUACAGUUCAUUCCUCUAGUUGUUUUACAUUGUAACCAAUGUAAACUUGUUUAGUGACUUAUCAUGAUUAGUGUAGCUGGCCCUCCAGUACCCAAGGUUGGAGCAAUUCUCUGCUGGAGAUGGGUAAUUGGAGGGCAUUGUUCAAUUAGGGUGCAAUGACACGUCUAAUUAAAAUUACCAUAGCUACAUUUGCAUGUAAAAUAAUUGAUAAUUAACGUCUUGUAAUUCACAACCAAGGGUCGGCCCAGUGGUCAAUGAAGUGGAUUGAGAAUUGGGUCUUAGGUUCAAACUGUAGCAGAGGCAAAAACACUAGGUGACUUCUUCGUUUAAUUCAAGCCUUGAUGGACAGAGUUACCCAAAACUUGUGCUAGUAGGAACUAGGAAGUAACAAGUACCCUGUGCGCGCGCAGCGUGCAAGAGAAAGAGUUAACAUCUUGUAAUUCUUGUGGCUGGCAUCUUAUGCUUCUCUUUUAUAUAUAAAUUGCUUUUUGGA